AUGACUAUGUUUUCACAACAACAACAACAACAGCAACAGCUGUCUUUGUCGCCGCAACAACAACAACAACAGGGCAUGUCGACACAACGUCAACAAAAUGACUUUUUCUUUCAACAUCCAUUUACAGCUAAUGUCUCAGGACCAACCUGCUCGGGAAAAACUUAUUUUGUAAAAAAGUUGCUGCAAAAUUGUAAGACUAAGAUUGUCCCGGCUCCAGAAAGAAUUUUGUGGCUUUACAAGCGUUGGCAACCUCUAUAUAAUAUCAUCAAAUCUACAGUUUAUCCCCCUGUCAAGUUUAUACAGGGUAUUCCAAUAGAUCUAGAGCAAGAUUCGUUUAUCAACCCUAGAACAAGAAAUCUUGUGAUUUUAGACGAUCUGAUGUCGACAGCAUCAAAAGACUCUAGAGUAAACGAAUUAUUUACAGAAGGUAGCCAUCACAGAAACCUGUCAGUCAUGGCCAUUAACCAAAAUUUGUACUAUAACAAAGAUCCUACUCAGAGACGAAAUUGCCACUAUUUGGUGAUGUUUAAUAACCCCGUAGACAAGCAGCAAGUGAUGACAUUGGCUCGUCAAAUGUAUCCAGAAAACUCUCAACAUCUGAUGAGAUAUUUUAAAGAGGCCACCUCAAAACCAUACGGUUAUCUAUUGAUUGAUUUAAAACCGACAACUCCUGAACAUCUGCGCCUGCGCACUGACGCCUUGGAUCCUAUAAAAUUCGGUUCUGAAGAAAAUAAUACUUAUUCUUUAGAAAACCCACCAAGCGAUCAAGAAGAUCAAUCAGAAAUCUAUCAUUCGAAUUCCAAGUCUCACCCAGAGCAGUUGCAAAUUUUGGACUCUGAAUAUACUGAUUCAAAAAUGCCGUCUUGUGAUGAUUGCAGUCUUGUCUUUGAAAAUAUGCACGAUCUUCAAAGACAUGUUAAAAGAUGGUGUCCCGAAAAUCCCGCAUUAAAACGGCAUAAUAACGAUAUAGAAAUGGAGGAAAACCAAGAAACUGCAAAUUGGAUCCCAUUUGAACAGGAGGAAACGGAGGAAGAUGAUGAAGAUGACCAUGAACAUGAAGUUUUUAAUGUUCUUAUGGAUAAAGCAAGAGAGAGCAAUGAAAAAGAAUGGAAUCAAAAAUAUGAUAAGUACAUAAAAGAAGGAUUAAACCGAAGAGAAGCUGAAGAGAAGACAGAUAAAAAGAUGAAAUCAAAGGACAUACAAACGUUUGUAUCAAAUUACGCUGCACUCAUCCAAUAUAUUCUUCAGCUAAGACAUGGAUCCCUUCAUGCCACUAUAAUGGAUGAUGUAGCAGAAUUUCAGUCAAAGGGCUACAGUGAACACAAGUCUAUUAUGAUGGCCCUGCAUAAGAACCGACAUCUCAUUGACGGAAUCUGGGAAGAAGAUGAUGAUAGUGCGAUGGAAUCCGAAGAAUACGAUGAUAGCGAAACAGAAGAGUCCCAAGGCGAUGAUACAGAUGAAGAGGACUGA
Molecule: messenger RNA, 1470 nt
Organism: Magallana angulata
Lineage: Eukaryota; Metazoa; Mollusca; Bivalvia; Ostreida; Ostreidae
Exons: 1
Coding region: 1-1470 (489 amino acids)
Source: RefSeq, a predicted model, not a curated record